This is a messenger RNA of Penicillium macrosclerotiorum, 1284 nucleotides long. RefSeq names its product O-phospho-L-serine:2-oxoglutarate transaminase. Bases 1 to 1284 code for a protein of 427 amino acids. Gene Ontology annotation, cellular component: cytoplasm. The transcript is spliced from 3 exons. Gene Ontology annotation, molecular function: pyridoxal phosphate binding; O-phospho-L-serine:2-oxoglutarate transaminase activity. The record is from RefSeq and is a predicted model, not a curated record. Lineage: Eukaryota; Fungi; Ascomycota; Eurotiomycetes; Eurotiales; Aspergillaceae. Gene Ontology annotation, biological process: L-serine biosynthetic process.
AUGCCAACUCGGCAAGAAGUCUCCUACUUUGGGGCGGGUCCCGCUCCUCUGCCCACCAGCGUCGUCGAGGCUGGCGCGCGCGCCUUCGUCAACUUCAACGAUUCCGGACUCGGUCUCGGCGAGAUCUCGCACCGCUCCCCCACCGCCAACAAGAUUCUUGAAGAUGCUAAGGCCAACCUCACCUCCCUCCUCGACAUUCCGGAAAACUAUGAAAUUCUCUUUAUGCAGGCCGGUGGCAGUGGCGAGUUCAGCGCUGUCGUCCACAACCUGGUCUCGGUCUGGGUGGAGCGCCGUCGUCGCCGCGCAGAGGCCGACGUGCUGAAGGCCAACCCCGGCGCGGAGAAAGCUGCUGUGGAUGAGCUGGUUUUCCAACGCUUGCAGAAGGAGGUGGAUGAGGAGCUGAAGCUGGACUACCUGGUGACUGGAUCCUGGUCACUGAAGGCUUCUCAAGAAGCUGCUAGACUGGUCGGGUCCAAGUACGUCAACGUCGCUCUGGAUGCCCGCAAGGCGAAUGACGGCAAGUUCGGCACCAUUCCGGCGGAGAACACCUGGUCCUUGACUCCCACCAAGAAAGAGGGCGGCAAGGGCUCUGCUUUUGUCUACUUCUGUGACAACGAGACUGUCGACGGUGUCGAGUUCCAGAGCUUCCCCAAGGUGCUAGAAGCCCAAGGCCAGGAUGCGGAAGAUGAACGUCUCGUUGUGGCCGACAUGAGCUCCAACUUCAUCAGCCGAAAAGUUGAUGUCAGCAAAUACGCUGUCCUUUUCGGUGGUGCCCAGAAAAACAUCGGUACUGCAACCCCUCCCGCCGCGCUCUUGCAUCGCCUGAACAUUGGCGGUCUUCCCGGUCCCGUUGUCCUGGACUACGCCACUAUCGCCAAGAACAACUCCCUCUACAACACCCUCCCGAUAUUCAACCUCUGGAUUGCUGGCCAAGUCAUGGCCGACCUCACUGCGGCCUUCGGUGCCCAAAAAGUCAGUGGACAAGAACAGAUUGCCGACCACAAGGCAGCUCUUAUCUACGGGGCACUCGACAAGUAUCCUCAGGUGUACCGUGUUGUCCCCGACAAGAGCGUUCGCAGCCGUAUGAACAUUUGUUUCCGGGUCUGCGGCGGAGAUGAUGCUAAGGAGAAGGAGUUCAUUGCCGGUGCCGAGAAGCGCCUGCUUCAAGGUCUCAAGGGCCACCGCAGCGUUGGCGGUAUGCGUGCCAGCAACUACAAUGCCGUUCCCCUGGAGAAUGUUCAGAAGCUAGUGCAAUAUCUGGAGGACUUUGCCUCGACCCAGUAA